Peromyscus maniculatus bairdii (prairie deer mouse) is the source of this 4715-nucleotide messenger RNA. Its product is annotated as KIAA1614 ortholog. Gene Ontology annotation, biological process: regulation of cellular localization; centrosome cycle; establishment or maintenance of cell polarity. The record is from RefSeq and is a predicted model, not a curated record. Gene Ontology annotation, cellular component: apical plasma membrane; cell cortex; nucleus. NCBI's taxonomy places the organism in Eukaryota, Metazoa, Chordata, Mammalia, Rodentia, Cricetidae. Gene Ontology annotation, molecular function: protein binding.
GCCCGGCUUUAGGGCGAGUCCUGCCCGGGACUCUGCAGCGGCCUGGGACGGGGAGAGGGGGGGCAGAGCCUCGCCUCUCCCCGGGAUGGAGGGGAUGGAGGCGGCAGCGAAGCCUGCGCGCCGCUCUCAGGCAUCCAGGUCAGGGAGCAGAACAACCAGCCCCAUGCACGUGACUCCAGCUGUGACCAGAAAUGGUCCUGAGCAGCCGGACAGCGGACCUCUCCCAAGACCCACGCUCUGCCCCCAGGAAGACCGAAUGCCUAGCCUGAUAGUUCCCAAGCCUCCAAGUCCAUGGAAGUUACAGUUCCAAGGCCCUUCUGUGCUAGAGUCCAAGGUGAAGGCCUUGAAGGAGAAAAUGACUUCCAGGAAACAGAGGGCAAAUCCCUGUUCCACUUCCUAUGAGCAUCCAUCCCCCACAAAAUCCAAGUGCCACCAAGUCAAGCCCGAAGAAAUCUGGAGCCUACCCGAGGCCUCUCCUCCACCAGAUGCCCUGGUGGUUCCCCGUGCUCAGAACCAGAUCGAUGGGCAGCUGGACAGCAGUGUUAAUGAGAAGAAACCUGCCAGGAAUGGUGGCUCCAGGCCAUCUACUCCUGGCCUGGAGAGCUGGAAUGGGCAAAGCCUGUGGUCUCCAGAAGCAGUGUGGAAGCUGGCUGAUUCUGAGGAAGGCCCAGCACCAGGAUCUGGCUCUUUACAAGAGAGCCCCAACAGCCAUGUUUCUGUGGGCCAGCUACAGGGGCCUGGCCCCUGUAAAACCACCCACUUGAGCAGCCUGAAGAAGAGAAGACCAUACCCACUUGGAGACAGUGUGGUCACAGAGGGAGAUCUGGACAACACAGCCCCAGCUUCCAAGGAGGACUUGGUCCCCAGAGCAGACCUGCCAGAGGUGCUCUGGAGAGCUGGUGGCCUCGGGGUGCUGGGCACGGGGGCAAAUGCUCUGUCCCUGUCUGACCAGGUGGAAAGGAACCGUCGCCUGGUGCAGGAGAUACUGAAGGUUUCCAGACAGAGUCCUCCCAAGGAGGGAAACCCGGACUGGACUCCGUCCUGGGACAGGGCCGAAUCAGAGCGACCAGCGGGAGCCGUGGACUGGGACCCGGGCACCCCCCUGCAGGACUCAGGUCAGAGCAGGACCUUUCUCCCCAAGCUGGAGCCUGCGCGGAGCGCCAGGUGUGAGGGAACCAAGCAUCCGACACAGCCUGCUCGCAUGAAGGCCAGGACCCAACCGCUCCGAGCCAGCCAUGACAUUGUGCCCACCGUUGCUCAGGGCAGCCGAAAUGGCCAAAGAAGCCCAGCUCUGGAUGUCAGGAGCACCUCUGCCGACAGAGAGAGCCUCCAGAAUGGGAACCUGAGUGACUCCUCCAGUGUAGAGUCUGGCAAUGGGCAGUGGCCCAAGCAGGGAAUGCCCCUGUCUCAUGUCCGUUUCGAAGAUGAGUCCUCCCGCGAGGCUGAGUUCCGGUACCUGGAACGGCUCCAGCAGCGCCAGCGUCAGGUGUUACGCACAGUGCUUCACGCCGUGGGCCAAGGACCCCUGCGCUCCAAGCCUGACCUAACCAGCUACAUUCACCGUAACAUGGGGGACAUCUCAUUCCACGGGCCAGUGGGCUCCCUGGACCACAGUAACUUCUCUGCACCACUGUCUACGUGGGACAGUGAGAGGAAGUGUCCAGCCUGUGGCAGCUGUCUUGAGGAGCGUUGCCCUGCGGAGGGGAGAGCAGCCCCUGACCUGAGGGUCCUUCGGGGUCUCCAGGCAGCCUCUGAGGCACAGGCAUUGCUGCCGGGGCCCUGUAAUUCCCACGGUGUGAGCUCCCCAUUCCCAGGGCUCCACACAGAAUGGAUCCGGGAAACACACAUCACGGACACUGUUGCCACACACCCUGAGGAGGGGGACUCUGCUCUGGCCAGCACCAACAGUUCAGACAGCUGGACAGACAGUACCGAUGCCAGGACCUCUCGGCCCAGCAGGGCAGGCGGUCAGACCCAAGGCAGCAGCCCCGGACAGAGGCAGCGGGGCUCUAGACCUCAGGAUGGCCCCAGGUGGUCCAGAAAGGCUGAGGUGGAGCUUCCUUGGGGCCUUCAGGCCUGGCCUCACCUACGGGAGGUUGGCCAUGUGGCUGUAGGAGGGGAGGCAACAGGAGCCACAGGACACAAACCCCAGGGGACUUUGUUUGUAAAGGAGGAUGCUGCACCUGAACCUGCCUUGGAACCUAAGAGGCCUUGGUCCCAGGGGCAGCUUGGACCACGGUUAGGAAAUCACUGGGCCCACCCUGAGGACUCCUGGACUCCAUGCAAGACAGCUUAUGCUGUGUCCUUUUCCUCAGGCUCAGACCAACCAGAGCAAGUUACUGAAAGCCAUGAGUCUCUGGAAACUGUGUGCAGUUCUUCCCGCCAGCAGAGCCAUGAAGAGCCCUCUGUACCUCACCCAGCCCUGCGACCAACUUUGCCCCUCUCCCUUGAAAGCUGGGUGCCGACCCCUCCCUCUUCAAGGAAAUCCCUCUGCCCGAUAGCCCCGAGGAAGUCAGCCUGGACUGGACAUCACAGGCUGGAACAUCAGGUGGAGCAUAUAGAUAUCCCCCUGCCUCUGUCUCCUCCAAGAACUUCCGUUCUCACCCCACCCCAGACCCAGCCCUACAGCCCCCGUGCCAAGCAUCCACUGCUGGACCUGUCCACCAGCAACUCCAACAGCAGUGUCCCUCCGGGGCUGCAGGGGCCUCAGGGAGCCGCUGUCCGCAAGCAUAGAGCUGGCAAGGACCACAGCUGCCAGGAGCCCGGACUGCCCCUGGAGAGUGACGGAGAUGCCGUCACCCUCUCCCUCACCUCAGAGGAGCCUGAGUGCAGCCUGGAGCUGGGAGGAGAUCCACACAGGACAGAAUCCAGCUCUGGAGGCCACAUGCCCAUUGGAAUAUCGCCUGAGGCCAGUGCAGGGCACAAGCCACCCUCAUCUGCCCAUUCUGAUGGGCACAAGAAAAGGAGGAGCAGCAGUAUCACCUCCACCCUGGGGCUCAAAAAGCUCCUCUCGGCCCUGGGCCACACCCCCCGGCCCAGACUGGGCACAUCCCGAAGCUACAGUGUGGAACAGCUGCAGCCCUCAGCUCCCCAUACCAGUACCUCCAAAGUGAAGAGAGCCCCAUCAUUACAAAUCCUGCAUCUGGUGUCACCCUCUCACCAGCAUCGGAAAGCAACUUCCUUUCAGAACCUCCAUUCUCUGCUAGGUGGCAAGGGAGACCGGUCCAGCCUCUACCUGGUGGAGGGUUCAGGGGACCCCAGUACACCGAACAGGCCGGCCAAGGCCUUGUCCCAUCGUGCCCUCAGCGUGGAAGACGUGGGUGCCCCUAGCCUGGCUCGCACCGUGGGCCGCGUGGUGGAGGUGUUCCCAGACGGCACGAGUCAGCUGCAGCUCCAACGACCCCCAGAGGGCACCUUUGGUUUCCGUGUGGCCUACGGCAAUGGCCGUCGAGAUUCAGGGCUCUAUGUGCAGGCCAUGGCUGACCUGGAUACUGCCAAGCUGUACUCGGGGCUGCUUGGGGUAGGGGAUGAGAUCCUGGAGGUGAACGGGGCCAAGGUUGCUGGGCUGGGCUUGGCUCACAUCAAGGAGCUACUGGCCCACGUGGAGAGCUUGUCAAUUCGUGUCUUGAGACAGAGGCCUGUUCCCCAGUGACCCAGAAGUACUGUUCCUCUCACGGACACUCCCUGAGAAGCCCUGACCCCACAGGGAAGAAGGGGCUGGAAAUGCGACACUCGGAGAUAAUUUGUGGAUGGAAAGUACGGCUCACAGAUCAGGGUGCAAUCUAGUUGUCCGGGCUGUGGCAGAGCUGUUCUGAUCGGCCACCUGCAGGAAGAGACGAAGAGCCUGUGUGUGUGUUUCAGUUAAGGUCACUAACUUAUGCAGAUCUGGGGAAAGAAAAUAAUGGUCUUCUUCCAUGACAGAAGGGGUAGGAUGUGUCCCAUGGGUUGGUCCCUGAGAGCUGGCCUCACCCCCUGGUCACACUCACUGAAAAGCCUCCCCGCCUCCGGCACACCAGAGACAAAGUGGCCACACUGGCCUUGUGCCGGUCUCUUUCAGCUGUGGCUUGCCUGGUUUCCAUGUGACUACUACACCUUUGCUCCUGAUCCAGAGGGGGCUCAGUGUCUCGGCACAGCCGACAGCCGAGAGUGCACAUUCCAAACCAAGCCCUGGGAAGGAUGGCCUGUUAAGAGUUCCGAGCCCCUUCUGGGUAUGAAAACAUCUGAGAGGUCCUGGGAGCCAGAAUGUUAAGAAUUUCUAGGAAAUUUUUCUGAUCAACACAAAGUUGAAAAAAACCAACACAAACCCACUGCCAUUGUUUUCAGUAAGUGUGGCCGUGGUACUAAGGGUGCAGAAGUGGAGGCCGGCCCAGCCAGCCCUUUGCCUCCUCCCCUGCCUAGACCAGUUGUUGCAGCCUAGCCUGGCCUGGGGGAGGGGGUGGGGGGUGGGGGGGUGGCUGGUCUUUGUUCUCUUGUCCAGCUCGGAGACAGGGCUACAGCUGGUGUCUGGCUGUCCCCCAGCUGCAGGAUUCCUGUCCAGACCUCCCUGGUGGCAGCUGUGGGUGGGCAGCAGCCAGGGAGGCUGUGUACUGGGGUGGCCAUCCCACCUAGGCACAGUCUGCCCAGCUUAGAGCCUGCCCGAGGGUUCAGGUCUGGAUGCAUGGGCAGGUGUCGGACUUAAAUUAUUAAAACACAAAGCCGAAGCGGCUUCCAUUGGA